Gadus morhua (Atlantic cod) is the source of this 2928-nucleotide messenger RNA. It is a transcript of the gene dachd, whose product is annotated as dachshund d. Gene Ontology annotation, cellular component: nucleus; transcription regulator complex. Bases 871 to 1263 code for a protein of 130 amino acids. The transcript is spliced from 6 exons. Gene Ontology annotation, biological process: regulation of transcription by RNA polymerase II. Gene Ontology annotation, molecular function: RNA polymerase II cis-regulatory region sequence-specific DNA binding; DNA-binding transcription factor activity, RNA polymerase II-specific. The record is from RefSeq and is a predicted model, not a curated record. NCBI's taxonomy places the organism in Eukaryota, Metazoa, Chordata, Actinopteri, Gadiformes, Gadidae.
UGAAGAAGACAACGAUUUUUUAUUCCCUUUUUGAGAACGAAAAGGAUUCAGUCCUGGCUCUCUUGCCAAUGCCUUCAGGGCCAACACGUUGUGUACCUGUUUGCAGUCCUGCCUCGCUGCUUCCAUGAUUGAGCGGCAGAGGAAACAGGAUCACGGUCCACAGCUGGAUAAGGGAUACACAUCUUCCACUUGCUGCUGUCGGGAAGCCAUUGUAGAGUAGAGGAAUAGGGGGAGGAGUAUGUUCACAAAUCAAACUUAAGAUGACUAUCUAAAGUCUGAUGGCAGACCAGCUCAAAUCUGGAUGAACGGGAGGUUUCACUUUCUUUCGCUUCACAUUUGUAUCCAACACAUGCGGGAAUCUGUGAGUGCGUAAUUGGCAAACCCAUGCCCGGCCAGAAGUAGUAAACCCUCAAAAGGUGUUUGAAAAGGUUGCAAAUCAACACCGUGUGGACUGGCCACUGUAGAAAGACUGGCCAUUUCUGAAAGCCUCUUGCGCAAAUUGGUUUUCUUCCGUAGAAUAUCUCCGUAACAAAACAGGGGACGAGGCAUAGCUCCGCCCCUUGACGUUUCUGAGGUCCUGCCCAGGCUCUGUGCCGUCUCCCCCUCUGAAGUUCUGCUUUCAUAUUGUUGGACUGCUGGAUCAGAGACGAGAGGAGAACCUGAUGUGCACCCCCUCAGCCCGGACAGCUACGAGAGGCUGUCGUUGGUGGGACAGGCCCUUCCCCCGGCUUCCCCUCGCCCUUCCUCUUCCCAGACGGCCUGUCGUCAAUAGAGACCCUCCUCACCAACAUACAGGGGCUGCUCAAAGUGGCCAUUGACAAUGCCCGGGCCCAGGAGAAGCAGGUGCAGCUGGAGAAGACGGAGCUGAAGAUGGAGCUGUUCAGGGAGCGGGAGCUCCGUGAGACCCUCGAGAAGACUCUCGCUGUGGAGCAGAAGAACAGAGCCAUCGUCCAGAAGCGUCUGAAGAAGGAGAAGAAGGCCAAGAGGAAACUGCAGGAGGCGCUGGAGUACGAGUCCAAGAGGCGGGAGCAGGUGGAGAUGACCCUCAAGCAGCCCUCCCCCUCCGACAGCAUGCGCUCCCUCAACGGCCAGACCCUCGCCAGGCAAACCCCCUCGCCCGUUGCCGUGCGCAACCCCGCCCACUGUUAUGCCUUCGACUCCCUGACCCCUGAGAUGGAGAGUGACCGCAGCAGUGGAAGAACAGAUGCUGAAAGGACAAUACAAGAUGGAAGACUGUUCCUGAAGACCACAGUGAUGUACUGAUAAGGAAGGAGGGCCCGAGGAUAGGAUGAAAGGAGGAGGAAGAGAAAAAAGGAGAAGAAAGAAACCUAUGAAGAUUCUGAAGAGCCCGUAAGCAGGCUGGUUAAAACAAAAAGAACGGUUGGGAAUCGAGACGGUCUUAUGGAGUCCAAUGGAAGUAAUGUGUCCAGCCCGAUGCUGGAAUGUCAGCUUGUGUCUGAAUGUACAAUACGAUUUUUUUUUCUUUUUUCAAAAAGGCCAACAUAAGGUAAACUCAUUAAGAAAUGUUUGGCACAGUCGAUGGGCUUUAACUGAAGGAUUAAAAAAGAAAAGAAAACUAUUGAGCACAGAAUAAUGUACCAUCGGUACACUGUUGGUGAUUAUUAACACAUUAAUUCACAGCACUGAAGAUGUUUUUAUACUGUAUCUCAACCAGCGAGAAAAGCUUUGAAAACAAGUUGACACUCAAGUUUGAGUUCGUAUUUCAAAUUGAAUUUUCACACGACGAGAAGUAACAACCGUGGGGACGAAUCUUGCGUAAAAAGACGAAAAAAAUGUGAAUCUUUCCGUGUUUGGUUGAGAGAAAAAAGACAGAGGAUUGAUUUUAAUGUUUUCUAAAUUAGAUGAAAAUACAAUCAAGUUUCCUUUCUACCAUUGUUGUAAAUAUAUACAAGCUGACCAUAUUGACAGGGACAUAAAAACCCUAUCGAGAACCGAGUGGAUUGAAAGGUGUGUGUAUAUAAAGUUAAGAGGUGUUGUGUAUGCGGUUAGAGCUAUUAGGCAAACAAUACCACCAUUUAUAUAAACUUAUAGUUUGUUUUUUGUUCUAUUUCUGAGCCAUCAUUCUUUCAAAUAGCUGCCAUUUUGGUGAGAAAGCAUGCAGGCAUGUAAAUGUUUGUCCUGGAAUUAUGAUAUUUAAUAAAUCCUAUAUUGUGCUGAACAAAUACAAGGGUUUACUCACUCAAGCCCAGAUCAUUUUGAAAACAUAAUCUAAAGUUUCACUUUCCAAUAAAGAUUUUUUGCUGUCAAUAGUACUGUAAUCUUUGUAACAGAGAUAAUGUUCCUUUAAUUUCACUGUGUGUACAUUUUGUUUCUCCUUAACCAUUCUCAAAAACGAAUGCCUGACGAGGCCCUUUUUUAAAAAUAAAACCCAGUAUAUUAAUAACUAUGUAUCACCUCAAGAAGCAAAAACAAUCAGUCAUGGCACAACUUUUACACGACUAAUUGCCAUUUUAUCUCCUUUUUCCGUUCCCCUCUCUUUGACCUACACAAACAGAGAUGGACUUUUUUCUUGGAAUGGGUGUAUUCAUGCAUUGUUAAUGAGAAAAAAAAAAGAAGAAAAAAGUCAAUCAUGAAUAAUCAUUUGCUUGUGACUUUCCCUGAAGACAGUUUUCUAUGCCAGUUGCAGUGCUCAGGCACUUGUGUAUAAUAUACUCUCUAGACAUGUGGCCGAUGACUUGGCUCUUUUUAAACAUCGGCUAUGACCUGUUGUGUUUUAAAAGCGGGACAGGAAACGUGUUCCUUGUUCGAAAUGUAUUUGUUCCCUUAUUGUUUUUGUUUAUUUGUUUUGUUUGAAUUUUUUUUAAUGGAGUAGGUCUAUUGUCAACUUGUCACUGAUAACUUAUAUAGCUUCUGAAAUCAUCUCCUCAUUGUACUACAAAUUCAAAUAAAGUUAUUGUUGAUGAUAAA